This is a messenger RNA of Oryza brachyantha (malo sina), 933 nucleotides long. RefSeq lists its product as uncharacterized. The coding region runs from base 1 to 933 and encodes 310 amino acids. The record is from RefSeq and is a predicted model, not a curated record. The transcript has a single exon. NCBI's taxonomy places the organism in Eukaryota, Viridiplantae, Streptophyta, Magnoliopsida, Poales, Poaceae.
AUGCCGGCGGGCGCGCGCGUCGCCGCUGACUCGUCCUCCGUCGCCAAAGCCGGCGCGAGCGAGGGCCCCGGCGAGAGUGAGCUGAGAGGCGACAGCUCCGGUGCCAUCAGGGGCGACAGCUCGGGUGCCAUGAUGGGCGACGGGGUCGGGGCGACGAUCGGAGCUGGUGAAGGCGAUACUGGCGCUGGCGCGGGAGCGAUGGUCGGCGUGGCGACAGGCGCCGGGACCGGGGCAGCGAGCAGUGGAGCAGGUGCUGAUGUCGGUGGCGCGGUGGCCGGAGGAAGGGCCGCUGGUGGAGUGGCAAGGGGCGGGGAGGCCACUGGUGCGGCGACGGGAGGCUGUGUUACCGGAGCUGGCGUAGCUGGAGGGGGAGCUGUCACUGCCGUAGGAGGCGCGGAGACGGGAGGCGAGGAGGUGGCGGUCGGGGGUGACGCUGCAGCCAGCUGUGGCGCGGCGGCCUUGGUCGUUGGAGCUGCCGCGGAAACCUGUGGCGCCGAGGCCGCAUUGGUCGGUGCUGCGGCGGAAACCUGUGGAGCCGAAGCGGCAUUGGUCGGCGCUGCGGCGGAAACCCGUGGAGCCGAAGCCGCAUUGGUCGGCGCUGCGGCGGAAACCCGUGGAGCCGACGCGGCGUUGGUCGGUGCUGCGGCGGAAACCCGUGGAGCCGACGCGGCAUUGGUUGGGGCAGCGGCGGAGACCUGCGGCGCCGAGGAGGCUGUGGUCGGGGCAGCGGCCGAGACCUGUGGCGACGAGGCGGCGGCGGCAGUAGUAGGCGGUGCAGCGGACGCCUGCGGCGCGCCGGCACUGACCGGAGGAGCGUUCGACGCCGACGGCGACGAGGCCGGCGACUGCGCGGCGCAGGAGACGAGCAGCAAGCAAAGCGCGAGAGGUCGUAGGAGCUCCAUUAGCGUCUCUGUUUUUGUUUUUAACUCGUAG